CGGGGAAGCCUAGGCUGUCGGACCUCGGCAGCAUGACUUCACCCCCAUCCCUCUCCACGUCGCGCCCAGCCUCCCCAGAGCCAGACAUCCUUCAACACCAACGCCCAACCAUCGCCUCACAAUCCAAUAUUAGUCGCUUGUCGACUGGUGCGACGACAACAAUGUACAAACAGGCGACGCAGACGACGUCAGAGGUGCUGUCACUGCCCCCGAAAUGGCUGGGCAUGUACUCCGACUUCAUCACCAAGAACAGCAGCGCUGUGUCGCAGAUCGAGUCGGCGCUGCGGUCUUUGACGUAUAUUAUUCCUGGGCGCUUCCGAGAGUCUGAAAUCGCAUCCGAGUCGUUACACAGUGGUGUUCAGGUCCUCUCCUUGUACCAUGAUUCACUCCUCGCGAAGGCAAUGGCGCAGAUGCCAGGAACGCGACGGCACCCUCUCACCCCGCACCACCGAUACACCAAGUUCUGGACGCAGAACUCACCGACAUACAAGCGCAUUGCGCUGGUUCUCCAGAUGAUUCAGUACACCGAAUUAUUGUGGGAAAUGGCGGCUAAGAGGAAGGGUGAAAAGGUUCGGUGGCGCGUCGUUGUGUUGCUGGAGGUGGUUAAGGCUGUGUGUCGGUUGCUGCUGCUGCGGUUGACGAACUCAAGGCCACUGUUAUCGCCUCCUUUACCACAGAGGGAGGUUGAUCCGAGCUCAUUAGAAGACUCGUCGGCGUCGGCGGAUGGGAUGGAUACGCCGCCGAGUGAGGGCUCGGUGGAGGCAGAGAACUGGACGAUGCCGAGGACAGGAUUAUCGAUGCCAAGUUUACCAGAUUCGUCAGAUAUAUCAAGCUACCUACUAUCGAAGGUUCUUACAGCGGAUGAUAUCAAGCCGCCGAAAGCUUUAUUACAUCGUGUAAGUGGGAAGGGCGAACUGGCGGAAGCGCUAUACAUUCUACGACCGGUCAUCUAUGCCUUGGCUAUGCAACACUUCAGCGGCGACAGGAAGAGCUGGCGACCAUGGUUGAUCGGUGUGAGCAUCGAAUACGGCGCACGCCAACUUGCCAAGAAAGACUUCCAGGAGAGGCUCGCCGGGGGACUGAGAGGUUUAACUGGGCUAGAGCGCGAGGAGCUGAAGAAGCGAGGAUGGCAACUCGGCUGGUGGGCGAUGCGUGGCGCCUUCUACGAGAACAUCACCAAGUCCUGGAUACACAGCAUCACUGGAAAGCUUAAGGGUAAGCCUCUUCUAGACAUGGUUGGCGGUGUGAUUGAGGACUAUGAGUUCCUCUGGGACCAGUACUACUUCUCAACAGCAACGAUGUAGUCGAUUCUUUUUCUUUUGUAUUCUGACACAGGUUUUGGGGGAAAGUAAGCAGUUGGGU
This is a messenger RNA of Cucurbitaria berberidis CBS 394.84, 1362 nucleotides long. Its product is annotated as peroxisomal membrane protein-like protein pex16. The transcript is spliced from 4 exons. Bases 33 to 1304 code for a protein of 423 amino acids. Gene Ontology annotation, cellular component: peroxisomal membrane. Lineage: Eukaryota; Fungi; Ascomycota; Dothideomycetes; Pleosporales; Cucurbitariaceae. Gene Ontology annotation, biological process: peroxisome organization. The record is from RefSeq and is a predicted model, not a curated record.